Messenger RNA from Rubroshorea leprosula, 461 nucleotides. The record is from the annotation of a GenBank genome assembly. Lineage: Eukaryota; Viridiplantae; Streptophyta; Magnoliopsida; Malvales; Dipterocarpaceae.
AGCCGAACAAAAGAAGCCAGCCGCCGGUGACAUUUUCUUGAGGAAAACCGGUAGGAAGCUUGAUUUUCUCCUUCUUUUCUUGCUCUAGAACACUUCUAGAACCAGAAAUUUCCCCCUCCUGCAGAGAAUUCCAGAUCUGCUCGGUUUCUCCCCCUUCCCUGUCCGUGAGCUGCAGCUUGUGGGUGCGAAUUCUGGGCAUUUUCAGAAUUUUGAUAGAUUUCCCGUGAGCCCGUGAGCUUUCUUCUUCCAUGCCGCCGGCCUUCCCCCAAUCUUCAGCUCCGGUUUUAGCUGGAGAAUUAUGGUUCCCGAUCGUUCUGUCAGUUAUCACUGAGAUUGAGUGCUCGAUUUUAUGCGAGUGAGGAAGCGAAACCGAGGAUGGGGAAACCACGGGAAGUGACAAGUUAAAAGGCUAGCCAUUUCGAGAGUGAUAUAGAUUUUAGAAAUAAAUCGUGAUCUUGUAA